AUGGAGACGACGGCGCAGCCACAGGUCCAGCCGCCUCCGGUGGUUGAGAAGCUGAAUCCGGGAGUGGUGAAGCUUCUGUGUCUGGAAUCAAUAAAGAUACGAGCUAUUAGCUUGUGCAAGGCCGUUUCUAGGAUCCUUGAAGAUUUUGACGCUUAUGUUUUGCCGGUUAUGUUGUCUUCCAAGUUACUUCCGGAGAUGGAAACUGACGACAACUGCAAGAGAGAGCAGCUGCUUCAAGGCGUUCAGAGUUUGCCUAUACCGAUGCAAAUCGAGAGGCUAAAGGCGAGGAUGGACAUGAUUGCAGCGGCUUGUGAAAACGCGGAGAAAGUAUUAGCUGAUACUCGUAAAGCCUACGGAUUUGGCGCUCGUCAAGGCCCAUCUAUGCUUCCAACUAUGGACAAAGUUCAAGCUGCAAAGAUUCAGGAGCAGGAGAACAUGCUACGAGCAGCUGUUAAUGACGGCGCAGGAACAAGACUGCCUCCAGACCAGAGACAGAUAACUACUGCACUUCCACCUCAUCUAGCAGAUGUGCUAAUCGUCAACGAUGCAGGCAAGAAUGCAUUUCCUGUGGCAGCAAACAACAUCAACAGUCAAGGAAAUCUUUUGCAGGCUUCUGGAACACAAUUUAUGGGAAGAUCAGCUGCAUCGCCAUCUGGGUCAGAUGUCAUCACUUCACGAUUUGCAUGGGCAAACUCAGCAGAAGUUUCAGACGUUAUUGCCAUCUUUGAAGAUGACCAGACUUAUAUGUGCAAGUUUAGCCAAUUACAUGGGCAACAUCAAAUGCCAUUUUCUCAGCCAAUGGGACACCAACAGUUCCAAGCUAGACAGCUCUCAGGCGGACAUAAUAUUCAGCAUAGCAUGUCUCAAGGACAGCUUAAUCCAGCGAUGAACCGUCACUUGAACCAGUUUUCAGGUGGAGCCAAUAGCGCAUUGUUUACUUCUGCACAAGGCUCCCCAAGUAGCCAGAUGAUACCAAACAUGUCAUCAAUGCAAUCUCAGACACUUGUUCCUAGAAUGCAGCAAUUUGGAGUUUCAGGUACCAAUGCUCAAAGAAGCCAUGCUUCUCAAAUGUUGGGUGACCAGAUGUUUAACAGCAGUGGAAUGAUGCAAACGCAGCAAACGCAAUCGCAGCAGCCGCAACAGCAACAGCAGCAGCAGCAGCAGCAGCAACAACAACAACAACAACAAGGAGUCUAUGGAAAUAUGCAGACCAAUCAGCAGACUCUGCAGCCUAACAUGCUGCAAAAUCCACAACAGAGACACCAAAACCCUCAAUAAUCUCCUCUUUGUAUGACUUCAGCGUAUUUUGUAGCAGCAGCAACAACAACAACAACAACAAGGAGUCUAUGGAAAUAUGCAGACCAAUCAGCAGACUCUGCAGCCUAACAUGCUGCAAAAUCCACAACAGAGACACCAAAACCCUCAAUAAUCUCCUCUUUGUAUGACUUCAGCGUAUUUUGUAUCACUAUGGGCCCUGACCCAGGCCCAUCUAUUUAUGACUUAUGGAAGCAGAGAUCGGACGGUGGAGGAUUGGUUUCUGUUCUGACAUGUUCUCUAAUGAUCGACACGUAUUAAUGACGUGGACAUCACAACGCCGUUGAUGGGUACAAGACAAAACGUAAACGCGUUUCUGUUGUACACGGGACUCGAGACAGCGACGUGUCGAUCAAGUUUACCUGUUUCAAAACUUUAAACAGAGAGCUCAAAAACUCCGACUCGGAAGUUAUUUAAUUUUCUGACAAUAUGUUUUGUUCUUGUCAAGUAAUUUACUUCAAAUAAAUAAUGUACACAAAUUAAAAUACUUAUUUUCUUUUUGGCGUCGCUUCCUUUGCUGUUGUCUAAAUUCCCCGUUACAAAAAAGCAAAAU
Thlaspi arvense is the source of this 1867-nucleotide messenger RNA. Lineage: Eukaryota; Viridiplantae; Streptophyta; Magnoliopsida; Brassicales; Brassicaceae. The record is from the annotation of a GenBank genome assembly.